CACCGCAGGCUGAGCCCCAGGCUGGAAGCCGCGCACUUGGUGGGGUUGAGGUAUGAGUCCUUCCUCGCGGGGGCUCGGUGGGUCCUGAGCAUUCUCUGGCCAGGUUUACUGAUCCGUCUGCUCCAGCAUAGGUUCACAAAGUACAGUCCGCAGGCCAGCAGCAUCAUCUGGGAACUUAACGAAAAAAACAGCCCUACUGAAUCAGAAACUGGGGAUGUGGCCCAAGCAAUCUUUUACCAAGACCUCCAGGUGAUUAUAAUGCAAGGCUCAAUGGAAUUUGUGACGGCCCUGGCUGACCUCCGAGCAGAGGCUAGCUGUCCCAUCUGUCUGGACUACUUGAAAGACCCAGUGACCAUCAGCUGUGGGCAUAACUUCUGUCUCUCCUGCAUCAUUAUGUCCUGGAAGGAUCUACAUGAUAGUUUCCCCUGCCCCUUUUGCCACUUUUGCUGUCCAGAAAGGAAAUUUAUAAGCAAUCCCCAGCUAGGUAGUUUGACUGAAAUUGCUAAGCAACUCCAGAUACGAAGCAAGAAGAGGAAGAGGCAGGAAGAGAAGCAUGUGUGUAAGAAGCAUAAUCAGGUUUUGACUUUCUUCUGUCAGAAAGAUCUAGAGCUUUUAUGUCCAAGGUGCAGUUUGUCCACUGAUCACCAGCAUCACUGUGUUUGGCCCAUAAAGAAGGCUGCCCCCUAUCAUAGGAAAAAACUGGAGGAAUACAAUGCACCGUGGAAGGAAAGAGUGGAACUAAUUGAAAAAGUCAUAACUAUGCAAACCAGAAAAUCACUGGAACUGAAGAAAAAGGUAAAACAUAGGGCAGAAGAAGUCAAGUCUGAAUUUGAGCAACUUAGGUUAUUUCUCCAAAAUGAGCAAGAGACUGUUCUUAGGCAAUUACAAGAUGAAGAGAUGGAUAUUUUAGCACAACUAAAUGAAAGCCUAACAAAAUUUUCAGAUUAUACCUCUUCAUUAAAAUAUCUAUUAAAGGAGAUAGAGAGCAUAUAUGUGAAGUCAGAACUGGAAUUACUGGCAAAUGUUAAGGAUAUCUAUCACAGAUAUAAGAAUUUAAAAUUCCCUGAACCGUUUUCAUUCAAAUUAAAAGAAUAUGGUUACCAUCUGCCUCCACAAUAUUCUGGCCUAGACAAAAUUAUCAAGCGAUUUCAAGUAGAUGUAAUUCUAGAUCCUGAAACAGCACAUCGUAAACUUAUAGUCUCAGAAGAUAGAAAAACUGUGCACUAUGGAAAUACAACACAAAAUGUACCUCAUAACCCAAGAAGAUUUUAUCUCCUCCCAGCUGUUCUGGGUUCUAAGGGAUAUAGUUGUGGCAGGCAGUACUGGGAAGUAGAAGUGAAAGACAAGCCUGAAUGGAUUCUUGGUGUCUGUAAUGACUGUCUUCCCAGAAGGAGGAAGAGUCAACCAAUUUUAGUACAGGAUGGAUUAUGGGGAAUUUGGCGAUCCAGUCAGAAUAAUUAUAUUGUAUUGGGCCAUAAGGAAAUUAUUCUGCUGCCACAAGUAAUACCUAGUAAGAUUGGCAUUUUUUUAGACUAUGAAAUGAAUGAAGUUUCCUUUUAUAAUUUGAAUGAUAGAUCUCUUCUCUAUACUUUUAAUGAUAAUUUUACAGGAGCACUUUGGCCUUAUUUUUAUACUGGAACUGACUCAAAACCCCUUAAAAUUUCUAUAGUAACAGAUUCUGAAUGAACUAUUAGAAGACUCAGUUUCUUUCACCUAGUAGACAUAAUUGAGCCAGUGAAUCUAGUUUUGGCUAUUCUGUAUUUUGUCCAGUUUUUCCCAUAAAAAGCAAUAUUUUUUAUCUCAGUUUCAGCAACUUCCAAAAAAUAUGAUUAUGGAACUUACUUUAUAUUAAAUUAUGGGGUCAGUGACAAAGUACUUUAGAAAUUCUACAGUAAAAUACUUGAAAAAUAUAUUACUGAAGAAAUGUAUUAUGUAAGAAAAUCUAUUACUUUCGUAAUUGCCAGUAAAAGCCCAAUAAUUUUUUUUCUGUAUUUCUUAUAUACUUUUCCUUUAAGAAAGAUUAAGUCUUUAUUAAAGGCAUUCAUCAUUACUCUUGGACUACCUGCUAUGUAAAUACAGCCUCUUUUUCUUUUCUUCUUUUCUUUUUCCUCUUCUCCCCUCCCCUCCCCUCCCCUUUUUUCCUGGAGUGCAAUGGCCAGGAUCUCAACUCACUCAACCUCCAUCUCCCAGGUUCAAGCAAUUCUUCAGCCUCAGCCUCCCAAGUAGCUGAGAUUACAGGUGUGUACCACCACGCCCAGCUAAUUUUUGUAUUUUUAAUAGAGGCGGGGUUUUAUCAUGUUGGUCAGGCUGGUGUCGAACUCUUGACCUCCAGUGAUUCGCCUGCCUCGGCCUCCCAAAGUGCUGGGAUUACAGGUGUGAGCCACCAUGCCCAGCCAGGUAGCUACUUUCAACCUUUUUUUUUUUUUUUAAUUAAAGUUUUUAUUUUUCUAUUUUGCCCAGCGUGGUGUUGAACUUGUGGCCUCAAGCAAUUCUCCUGCCUUAGCCUCCCAAAGCACUGGGGUUACAGGCAUGAACCACCAUGCCCAGUGCCACUUUCACCUUUCAUCUGUCUAUCUCCAUAUUUCUAAGUAACUUACUUUAUUUUUUAUUGUGUGUGCCUUUGUCAGUAUUGCCUUAGUCCUAUAGAAAAUGAGAUGGCACUCUUACAUCCUCCUCUGCCACACACACACAUACUGUACACACACAACCGG
Molecule: messenger RNA, 2711 nt
Organism: Symphalangus syndactylus (siamang)
Lineage: Eukaryota; Metazoa; Chordata; Mammalia; Primates; Hylobatidae
Product: tripartite motif-containing protein 60
Molecular function (GO): protein binding; zinc ion binding
Source: RefSeq, a predicted model, not a curated record